CAAUAAUUGAAUCCUUCCCAAAACACAUUGCACCACCAUGUGCUCCUUUCUAUCCAAAUAUCUCAGAUCCAAAACUUCCACUCUGCCACUGCAGCUCCGCUGCCUCCAAGGAGGAGGGGGAGGAGUUGCGGGAGACUUCAACUCUCCGAUUUUACAUAAAAAUCUGAUGAUGCCCUUACGCCAAUUUUGUAAGCUUCCAAUCGGAGUAUCGAAAGAGGAACUAUUGAGAGAAGGGUUGCAGCCUGAGCUGAUGCCGAAACACGUAGCUAUUAUACCGGAUGGUAACCGGAGAUGGGCUAAGGAGAGGGGUUUGUCACCGGAAAAAGGUCAUGAAGCUGGAAAAAAAGUGCUCGGAGAUUUGUGUCGUUAUUGUUCAAAAUGGGGAGUCAAAGUUCUUUCUGCUUAUGCUUUUUCUACUGAGAAUUGGUCAAGGCCCAAGGCUGAAGUAACUUUCUUGAUGACGAGCUACUUUGAAAGGCUUACCGAGGAAUUCAUGAGGUAUGGGAUGAAAAUGUCCUUUAUUGGAGACAGGUCUAACCUUCCAAAUUCUUUGAAAGAAAUGUUAAGAUUAGCUGAGGAAAGCACAAAGGACAACACAGGGCUUCAUUUUGUGGCAGCACUUAACUAUGGUGGAAGAUAUGACAUAACACAAGCAACUAAAAAGAUUGCUAGUAAAGUUAAAGAUGGAGUUAUUCAAUUAGAGGAUAUUAAUGACAAGUUAAUUGAUGAAGAAUUAGAGACUAAUAAGAUUUUGGAAUAUCCUAAUCCUGAUUUACUCAUCAGGACAAGUGGAGAGUGUUAA
Messenger RNA from Solanum stenotomum, 802 nucleotides. RefSeq names its product (2Z,6Z)-farnesyl diphosphate synthase CPT6, chloroplastic-like. The transcript has 3 exons. NCBI's taxonomy places the organism in Eukaryota, Viridiplantae, Streptophyta, Magnoliopsida, Solanales, Solanaceae. The record is from RefSeq and is a predicted model, not a curated record. Bases 38 to 802 code for a protein of 254 amino acids. Gene Ontology annotation, cellular component: chloroplast stroma. Gene Ontology annotation, biological process: response to cold; plastid membrane organization; polyprenol biosynthetic process.